AUGGCGACUUUUGCGGCUAAAUAUCUUGUAUCGAGUGCAACAAGUGGAGUUACCGGCAGAGUUGGGGAGUUGGGCGGAGAUAUAGGAAAAACACUCAGUAUGGAGAAUUUGAGUAAAAAAGACAUAGAAAGAGCUGAAAAAGAACUGAAUAAAGAAGAGAAGGCAAGGAAAAAGAAACACCACAAAAUGGAAGCAAUACGAGAAAAACUAAGAUCUGACAUGAGAGGAAAAUACGGAAUCAAAAAAAGGAGAGCACACGAACCAGUUGAAACACAUACUGGAGUAUUGAUGCCAAAAAGCGAAAAAGAACUGCUGUUAAGUCCUGACGACAAAGAUCAGGAAGAAGACGAUGAAUGUGUGCUUUAUCCUUGUUGUCCAUGGAUUCGUUCGUGUUGUCCUUGUUUAUACAACGGUAUCAAACAGUCGUGA
Stylophora pistillata is the source of this 429-nucleotide messenger RNA. RefSeq lists its product as uncharacterized. Gene Ontology annotation, molecular function: syntaxin binding. NCBI's taxonomy places the organism in Eukaryota, Metazoa, Cnidaria, Anthozoa, Scleractinia, Pocilloporidae. Gene Ontology annotation, cellular component: terminal bouton; SNARE complex. Gene Ontology annotation, biological process: neurotransmitter transport; regulation of neurotransmitter secretion; synaptic vesicle exocytosis. The record is from RefSeq and is a predicted model, not a curated record.